Molecule: messenger RNA, 555 nt
Organism: Monodelphis domestica (gray short-tailed opossum)
Lineage: Eukaryota; Metazoa; Chordata; Mammalia; Didelphimorphia; Didelphidae
Source: RefSeq, a predicted model, not a curated record
AGAGAUGGCUCAGAAUGUGAUGGGAAACUCACAAUUCUUGCUGCUGAGGCUUUCGUUGAUGGUGCUUCUGGUGUACUCACAGCCUCCUCCGGGUUUCAAUUGGGCUCAGUGGUUCAAUGAGCAACAUGUGCAAUACCCCAAGAGCAAUGCUCCCAAUGACAAUCAGUAUUGUAAUGCAGAGAUGUACCGGGUGAAUAACCACACCAAUGUAUGCAAAGCCUUUAACAGCUUUCUGCACAACCAGACACAGAAUAUCAUCAAUGUUUGCUUGAAUCCCAACACCCCCUGUAAGAAUAGUAGGACAAACUGCCAUAAUAGUACAUUCAGAAAUGACAUCACUGAGUGCACAUUGACCAGAGGCCAAUUUCCUAACUGCCAGUACAGAGGCAGGGCUGUAAUGAAGUACUUCGUUAUUGCCUGUAAUAGCAUUGUGCCACGUGGUCCAUUGCUUCCUGUGCAUUUAGAUAAUACCUUUUAGGGCCCAGGCCAGGUAUUUCUCCUCUCACUCCCUUGACUCCUGACUUCCCGCUAUUUUGCCCUUCUACUUCAAGUCUC